Molecule: messenger RNA, 3552 nt
Organism: Oncorhynchus masou masou (cherry salmon)
Lineage: Eukaryota; Metazoa; Chordata; Actinopteri; Salmoniformes; Salmonidae
Product: ankyrin repeat and fibronectin type-III domain-containing protein 1-like
Exons: 21
Coding region: 1-3552 (1183 amino acids)
Biological process (GO): establishment of mitotic spindle orientation; regulation of establishment of bipolar cell polarity
Cellular component (GO): spindle
Molecular function (GO): protein binding
Source: RefSeq, a predicted model, not a curated record
AUGACUCAACAGAUGCAGAAUCUGCAGCUGUCCCAUACCAGGAAGUGCUCGGGAGGCCCUGCCUCCCCCAGCGCCGCCAAGCGCCUCUACAGGAACCUAUCAGAGAAGCUGAAAGGAGGCCACUCCUCCUUCGAGGACGCCUACUUCUUCGGCCGCGGAGAACGCCACGGUCAUCACAAGGGCUCGGUGAGUUGGGAUCGUAACAUGCAGGGUAGUGAGUGUCUGUUUGAGGCGGUGGAGCAGCAGGAUGUAGAUACCGUCCAGAUCCUUCUCUACCAAUACACAGCUGAAGAGCUGGACCUCAACACGCCCAACAGCCAAGGGUUAACGCCGCUCGACGUGGCCGUCAUGACCAACAACACACCUAUAGCCAAGCUACUGCUGAAGGCCGGCGGCAAGGAGAGCCCUCACUUUGUCAGUGUGGAGAGUCGCGAGGCCCACCUUAGCAGCCUGGUCAUCGAGGCAGAGAGGAGGGCAGGGGAGCUGGCUGCUCAGGCCCAGAGAGACGGGCUUAGCCUGGAGGCCUGUGACAAGGACAAGCAGCUCCGAGCCUGGGAGUGGAGGUGCAAGCUCUACAAACGCAUGACGACUGGCUUCCAGCAUGCACGUGUGCCAGAGCCCCUGUCUGCAGUGCAUCUCAGUGUAACCAGUAGCUCCUCUCUCACGGUCACAUUCCAGGAGCCUCGCUGCCUCAACUCUGCUGUGAUCACCAAGCACAGAGUGGAGUGGAGCUGUCUGAAGGACUUUUCCAUGCUGGCUGGAGACAUGGUGUUGGAAAACCUACAAACACUCAAGUGUACCAUCAACGGCCUUACCAUGGGGAGGCUGUACUAUGUCCAAGUGUCAGCCUACAACAUGAAGGGUUGGGGUCCACCUCAGUCAACUCUACCCCCCUCCGCUUCACCCUCCAACUGUAGGGAGAGUGAUGGUCGGGAGCCCAGGAGAAGAGAGCACAUAGGGCAUAUGGAGCGCCUGCUGCAACAGGUCCGCGCUACUCACACACACUACAGCUGCGGAGACACAUCAAAGCUCCAGAACCCAAGCCGUAAGCAGUCCGUCUCCAGAAGUCUCAAGCACCUCUUUAACUCCUCCAACAAGUUUGUCAAGACUCUCAAAAGGGGGGUUUACCUGGCGGCAGUGUUCUACCACAAAGACAGUCUACUGGUGACCACAGAGGACCAGAUCCCUAUAGUGGAGGUGGAUGACUCUUACGGCAGCUCUCUCAUGCAGGACUUCCUAUGGUUCACUAAGUUGUCGUGUAUGUGGGAGGAUGUGCGGUGGCUGAGACAGAGUAUGUCUGUCUCCAUGUCCUCCUCCUCCACUCUACAGGCCAGACAGAAGAUGUUGUCUGCCGCUGGGCAACUACAGAGCUUGUUGGGGACACACAACCUGGGGCGUGUCCACUACGAGCCCAUCAAGGAUCGUCAUGGUAACGUAUUGCUAGUGACUAUCCGGGACAUGGAGAGCCAGUACUCGUUCUUCAGUGGGAAGUGGAUGCAGGUGUCCAAGCUACAAAGCCAGAGGAAGAGUCUGUCCACACCUGAAGAACCCUACGCACUGGACAUACUGCUAAUUACCAUACAGGAUAUCUCGGCCUACCAGAGGCGUAGCCAGCAUCGCCUGACCCCAGGUCUGUACCUGGGUUACCUGAAGCUCAGCAGCUCUGUAGACCAGAUCAGAGUGCUUGUGCCACAGAGGAUGCCCAACAUGCUGUGCCAUGCGCGGGUACGAGACAACGCCAAUGUCUCCAGGGAGGAGUGGGACUGGCUGCAGAGGCUGUCAAACAUAGAGGAUGGAGAGAAGGAGAGAAUGGAGGGAGAGAGGGAGGGAGUGGAUCAAACGACAGACAGUAACACACCAUUGCUCUACUACGAGCUACAGACUGCCCUCAAGGCCCUGCUGAAACUCAUCAACCUACCUCUGCACCAGACCAAGCACUUCCGUAUCUACACUCACGAGGUGUUGGAGUUGGGUCAUAAUGUUUCCUUCCUGCUGCUGCUGCCGGCGGCUGACGAUGUGUGUACCGCUCCUGGACAGACCAACCCCUACACACCACACUCCGGCUUCCUCAACCUCCCUCUCCAAAUGUUUGAGCUGGCCCAUUUCAGUGCGUACAAGGAGAAGUGCAUGAGUCUGUACUGUCGCAUGUCGUCUGUCUUGGACCUGGAUGCACUUAUUACCCAGCAGGCCCUGCGAGAGGCCAUCACGGACACAGAGGUCGCCACGGCCAAACAGAGACACCAACAUAUACUAGACUAUACACAGCAGCUGGAUGAGAUGUGGCAGGAGCUGCGUUGGAUCACUGAUGCCCUGCAGUUUGCCCGCUACAAGCAUCCCUGUGGCGGUGUGCCCAUCACCAGCCUGGUCAAUGCCAGCAGGCCUGAGUCAGACCAGGGGGCACAGAAGAGUGACUCAGCAUCCUCUACCAUGGACUACCUACCCACACCAUCACCCUCGCCUGAGCUACGACCCAGGAAGGCUGUUAGUGACUCCCAACUGGGGUCAGAUGAGGACGGUUGUUCAGAGGUGUUCCUGCCAACAGACAGCGACUAUGACUCCAGCGAGGCCUUGUCCCCCCGUGAGCUGGACCUGCUAUACUCUUCCCAACAGGACUUAUCCCAGCAGGCUGUGCACGCCCUAGGAGGCAGCGCUCCCGACGUACUGCAGAUACACGAACUAAGAUACACAAGCUCAGAUGUGUCCCUGUCCCCCACUCUCUCCAAAGAUGUGUCCCUGUCCCCCACUCUCUCCAAAGAUGUGUCCCUGUCGCCCUCACUCUCCAAAGAUGUGUCCCUGUCCCCCACUCUCUCCAAAGAUGUGUCCCUGUCCCCCACUCUCUCCAAAGAUAUGUGUCCCUGUCCCCCACUCUCUCCAAAGAUGUGUCCCUGUCGCCCUCACUCUCCAAAGAUGUACAGCAUCUGCCAUCCCAAAGACCUCCCUCUCUCCCCCGCCUUCCCCCUCUCCCCAGGCCCACUCCUCUCCCCCGCCUUCCCCCUAUCCUCAGCCCCACCUUUCUCCCCUGCCCUCAUUCUCCCCGAGACUACCCUUUCUUGCACCAAAGUCCUGGAGGGUCUCUCCCUCUCCAAGACGACCCAGGACCAGCACUCCUCCACCCCCCUGCGGCCCCUAGCCAACCCCCCAACCAAGCGGAAGCUGUUGUCCAGAAGCCACGGGGCCGCUGGGCCCCAGCACUGGUUGAAGAGCCACAGCGACAGCCACACUGUCUAUACCAGGCAGAAGGACCCAGACCUGCCCCUGGAUCUCCCAUCCCCUCAGGGGGAGACAUACGUUAGUCCUGCUUCCUGUGUCCAGGAGGGCAGUAGGGCGGGGCAGAGGGAACCCAGGCCCCAUCUCAGGAGGAUCUGUGUGGAACCGUGUAAGGAAACAUCGCUUGAGAACAGGGGCUGGGGAGAGGAGGAGAGAGGGAUGGAGGGACGGGGGGAGAGAGGGGCAGGGGUGAUGGUGGUUGUCACAGAGGAGGGGUCAGGAGAGGAGGCAUAUGAAGGAGCAACAGCCCAGGAUGUGGACUCAGACGGCCAAACGAACACAUAG